GCAAGAAUGCCAGAGAGCGAAUGAGGAGGUAGAGUGAGUGGUGGGGGGGGAGCGAAAGAGAAAAGGCGGAAUGCAACAGGCUCCUUUAUUCACACAGAGAGACACAUCUGACUUAUACAAGUCAACUGAGCUGCUCUCGUUCAGCCCUUCACUCCAGACUUCCAUCUACCGCCAGAAUCACCAUAUCAGGCACCUGUUGGAUUUUAUAAUUGUACAUCAAUUUUGGAUCACUUGCAGAGUUCAUCUUCCCUCCAAAUCAGUGCUACACAAACCAACAAAAGUUUAUAAUGGAUUUACGAUUAGUGCACAGAGUUUAGUAAGAGAAUUCCUUUUAUAAAAAGUGCCAAAGUGAGAAGUGAGAUAGUGGUAGGAGACAGAUAAUUCACCAUCUCAACGAUAGGAACAUUGGACCAUCUUUCGACGCUGGAGGAGCGCCAUCAUAAAAAUGGCAACCAAUAGGGAGAGGCCUGUGAGUCAUAUGACAGGGUUCUACCCCUUUGCCUUCAGUUCAAUGCGAAACCACUCCCCCUUUGAUCUUCUGGCCAAUGGCAGCCUCUUUGGACGAUUUGGGGCGGACCUUCCCAAAGAAAUGGCAGCUCUGUCGGUGGAGACCCAGAGCACAAGCUCAGAGGAGAUGAUUCCCAGUUCUCCUUCUCCACCCCCUCCUCCUCGUGUCUAUAAACCCUGCUUUGUGUGCCAGGACAAAUCUUCUGGCUAUCAUUACGGAGUCAGCUCUUGUGAGGGCUGCAAGGGGUUUUUCCGUCGCAGUAUCCAGAAGAACAUGGUGUACACCUGCCACAGAGACAAAAACUGCCAGAUCAACAAGGUGACACGCAACCGCUGUCAGUACUGCCGACUGCAGAAGUGCUUUGAGGUUGGCAUGUCUAAGGAAGCGGUGCGGAACGACAGGAAUAAGAAAAAGAAGGAUGUAAAAGAGGAGGUGGUUCUUCCAGAAAGCUACGAGCUGAGUGGAGAACUGGAAGAACUGGUUAACAAAGUCAGCAAAGCGCACAGGGAAACCUUCCCUUCGCUCUGUCAGCUCGGAAAAUACACGACUAACUCCAGUGCGGAUCACAGGGUUCAGCUGGAUCUUGGACUGUGGGAUAAGUUCAGUGAGCUCUCUACAAAGUGCAUUAUAAAGAUUGUGGAGUUCGCCAAACGUCUGCCAGGUUUUACUUCACUCACCAUUGCAGACCAGAUCACCUUACUGAAAUCUGCCUGCCUUGACAUACUGAUGUUGCGGAUUUGUACUCGCUACACUCCAGAGCAGGACACUAUGACCUUCUCGGAUGGGCUGACCCUCAACAGAACACAGAUGCACAACGCUGGUUUUGGUCCACUCACAGACCUGGUGUUUGCUUUCGCUGGGCAGCUCCUGCCUCUGGAGAUGGACGACACAGAGACAGGGCUCCUUAGCGCCAUCUGCCUCAUCUGCGGAGACCGCAUGGACCUGGAGGAGCCUCAUCGGGUGGAUCAGCUACAGGAGCCUCUGCUAGAGGCAUUAAAGAUCUACGCUCGCCGCCGACGCCCCAACAAACCUCACAUGUUCCCACGGAUGUUGAUGAAGGUUACUGACCUCCGAGGCAUCAGUACUAAAGGAGCGGAGCGAGCCAUCACUCUGAAGAUGGAGAUCCCAGGCCCGAUGCCUCCUCUGAUCAGAGAGAUGCUGGAGAACCCGGAGGCCUUUGAGGAGAACUCUGACUCUAAAGACAGUGCAGCUGCCGCCCCCCUGCCGCCUCCCGCCAUCCAGGCCAUCAAACGCGAGAGGGACGAGGAAUCCACCCUGGAGGAUGAAGAAGAUGAGGAGGAUGAGUGUGCGGAGGAGGGACGAGACAGAGCAGGGGACAGUGAGGAUGAGGAAUGGGGACUCCUGCAAGUGGACAUGGGUGGAGCUAGAAAGAGUGCGACAGGAAGAGCGCAGUGACCGCUGGAGGACAGUAUGUAUGCGGGUCUGAUACAUACAGACAACAGCGGCCGACAUUGUAUUUUAGACACCUGAUCAGUUGAUACAAUUUUCCAUCAUUCAGUCAAACAAACGGCAUCGUUUCCCAUAAUGACUUUAUAUGACACAAAUAAACAUGCACAACUUUGCACAUCUAAUUUCCCUCAGCUAAAAAUGACAUCCUUAAGAACAUGACAACACUGUUACUUCAGACAGUGUUUCUCUAACUGAAUAGAGAGAGAAAUUUAAAAAAAAAAGAGUGCAAGACCAGAGAAAGAUAAGCCAUUGUGCCAUAUCUGGAAGUUACUUGGUAUAUGCGUAUUUUGUACUACAUUUGGAGAUGCCAAAUAUUUGAGAAUGCAUCCCAAAGUCUUGUUCUCUAAGGGAAAAUUUUUUUUCACAACUGUAAAUGGAUGCAUAAUCAGAACUGAUCAAUGAGAAAAGAGAAAAACUACAAAUAACCACAUAAACGACUGAUUCAAUGGUCUAAAAACCUUUUUUUCAAGACAUACAUUUACUGCAUAACUUUGUACUCUUGAUGUUGCAUUGUCUCAGUUAUAUUACAUCUUGUAUAUGCAUACUUUUCAACAACUCUAUGCUUCUUUCAGUGUUUUUAUGUGUUUUUGAGUACAUGCUUUUUACUAAACACUCCAACAUGUUAUCCUACAGCCAUACUCUACAUCUGAAUUUGACAUUUAUACAAAUUUUAGGGUUUUUGGGCAUUAGAAGAUUAAAUAAAUUUUUAGAUUGAUAUUUUGAAUUUAAAAUUAAAUUUUUAGAUUUAGAUUUAUAACAUUAGCUUGUCAGAAUACAUCACAUUUAUUACAUUAUUACAAAUAAAACCUUUCACUCAGGGCAAUUAAAGGACCAAAGGUGACAAGUCUCAUAGAUCAGAGCAUGCAUGCACUAUUUGAUCUUUAGCUAUACUGUAUCAUUACUCAAAAAGUAACAUUAAAAGCUGAAAUGUAACAUUUUACUCUGGGAUCUAGAAGAGUUCUGUGAUUAGGUAUUAAAAGCAAUAAUACACUGAUAUGUUGUAAAAUGUAAGAACUCUAUAGUAAUGUGUCAAAAAUGAGCCGAGCAUAUAUGAGCAGUGGCGUGCACAAGCGAUUCUGUUCAAUCCCAUAACCAUGUCAAAAAUGUUCCUUUGUAGGUUGUAGGGGAAAAAAAUGCUAGUUAAGCGAAGUUUUCCCUACAUAGAUCAGAGUGGCUUCAAGAAACUUCUUUAACUUUUCCCCGCCAUUGACGGAAUUUUCCGGCUCUCCGUGUUUUCACUAUUAUAUGGCAGGGGGUGCUUCUUCUGAAAGAUAGAAUGUCCAGAUCAAAACACAGGCAAAAAAGAACCAGAAACAAGUGAUAAAAGCAUUGCUUGUGCAUGUUGUAGUCUUUGAAAAAAGCAAACAACAACAACAACAAAAAACACGAUUUUCUCAGCUUUUUGUUCAAAAUGUAGAUUUUUUUUUAUUUAUGAAACUUACCCACAUUCAAGUGUUGACAAAAAAAAAAAAAAAAAAAAAAAAAAAAAUGCAUGAAGCAUAGUUUUUUGUUUGUUUGUUUAAAAGUUGUUCUUUCUUUUGUUAUAUAGCAUGCUCAGAUAUUCAUACAACAAAAUAUUCUAAGGGCCAUGAAAUUUUUGUGAAAAUUAUCAAAAAUGCUGGCUUUUUUUAAAAGUCCCGCUGUAGUCAGUAAUUGUAUCCCUUAAAACUCAUCUUUGAUCACCAAAAUGACAUAUUUAAAAAUUUUUUUCCUGUAAAAAGAUAAAAUAUUCAUGCCUUAAAAUAGCUUUAAUUUAACUGUACACCCUUGCCUCAUUUAAUAUACACAGAUCAAUGAAUAUGCAAAUUAGCCCCGCCUCCACUCGCUCACGCAUUUUAACAGAUCCACUCGGUCAACUUACCGAGGUAAACGCUGCACAACGGUAUCGCUCUUUACAACAUCAGACACAUAACCGUAAUUAAUAUGAUUAACUUUUCUUGACUAAGUUAUCAAACAGCUAAUUAUGUGUUGCUAAUGUUACACAAACCAUGUUCCCGUUCGCAAGUCAGACAGCUGCCUUCUAACAAUCAGUUUCCUUACAAACGCGUUAACUCAGAACAUCAGUGAAGAAAGGCAUAUAGUUUGUCAUAACUUCGUAAUAUACAUCAUACACCCGCCAUAUUGCUAAAUCUACACGAUUUUUCAUAUCAGCAGAAAACUAUACUGGGAUAACCUGGCUUCUCUCAAGACUCCCUUGCUAGUUCACUGUUAAUGAUAUGCUAAAGCCCGUCGGCACAUUGACGUGAUUGGUUACAAGGUAGUUUGUGACAUCAGUGAUUUCAAACCGCGGGUUUGAAACUGUCCUUUUUUCAGGGCAGUUUUAAAGAGAAAAUACUCAGCAAUGGUGUUGAAUGAUGAAUUUGCACAUGGUUUGUCUUAAAGCAUAUUAAAAACACCACAUAAACAUACAAACAACAUUAAAAACUUGAUUUUCACCACAGGGGGUCUUUAAAAAACACUGUCGAGGAAAGAGUUAAUAGCUCUUUGUCACAAUAAUAUAUAAAAAUGAAUUAAAUAAAACUGGAUUUUAGAUUACAUCAGUCGGUUAGAAUGAUCAACAUCAUUAUAAAAAUGUAGUCUCUCACAGAAUACCCUACCAAAGGAAAAAAAAAAUACAAAAAAAUACAAAAACUGAAGAGUUGUCUAACUCAACCAAAGAUUUAGCUUUUUGUUAAAACAAAAAAAACACUUUUAAAAACCAUAAGAACCAACUAUAACAUACUAAAUAUACCAUGGUAUUUACAUAAUCCAAGGAUCUUUACAGAAUACCAUGGUAUUACCACGGUUCAUGUCCAAAAACAUGCAUAGUACUUAUUUGUUGGUGAGAGAUCACAGAGUAGGGUGUUACUGAUGAUGUAUGAGAGAAUAGAAAGUUAAGGAGAAUAAUAGAAAAGUCCUUUUUCAUCCUUCCGUCCCUGUUGAGGUCUGUGCGUGCCGCUGAUAACAACGUUAUACCUCCUUACAUGACUGAACAGUGUUACCAAAACAAAGUCAUAAGCUUCUGUAAGAUAUUGGGGAUAGAGCCAUACGGUUUAAGAUUGAAAGCAUGUAUACUAUUUGCUAAAACUGUAAAGAUAUCUUCUUUCUACUUGUAUCUUUCUAUCUUUGUGUCAAUGCAAACUAUUUUAUUUGAAUACAUCAAGAGGACAUCUCAGUCUUUUCAACUUUUUUUUUUUUUUUUUUUUUUACAAUAUUGCCUCUUUAAAUAUUUUCACACAUAAACAUACACAUUAUAGGCUAUACAUGUUCUUUUAUUUAUUACUUAUUUAUCCUUGUCUUGUUACAUUUUUGUUUUAUCUGUAAUCAGUGGUGCAUGUUAUGAACUGGGUUUUUGACCGCUCCCAUGAUUGUGUCUCUAUUGAGUGUGGAAGAGUAUUUCUUUAUGUACCACCAACGUAAUGAUCAGCCAAUACUCAACUGUGGUUAGACAACAAAAUGAGAUAAUUUCCAUAGAUGUAUAGUUUGCGGACCAAAACGAACGCAUGAUUACCACAUAGUGUGCUGGAUAAAUCUGCAGUGAUCAUAGAGUCUAGCAGCUUCAUGUAAAUGCACUGAUCCGGAUGCGUGACAGGGUAAAUAUGACCUGCAGCAGAAAACAGUGGUACUCUGAUUUGAUCUCUUCUACUUCCAUUUUCAGACCAAAGCCAAAUUUGCAGUUCAAGUUUAGGCAUGUACACGUGUCCACAUAUGGUGUGCAUGUUCACAUUUUAAUAACCAAGGGAACACAGCCAUAUUUCUGAAAAUAUGAUAAAAGUCCUUAGAAAUGCAUUAACCCUUCAGUGUCAGUUUAAUUUUGACAAAUGUAUAAAUGUAGCAGUCCAUGGCAAAGUGUAAUUCAAAAAGGCCGCAGGAUAUUAUUGUUUUGUGCAUUUGAAUUGUUUUUUCAGACUCAAUGUCUGUUUUGUAAAUUAAACGAGAGAUAUUGGAUUUAACAUGUGAGACUUUUAUUUCUCUUCUUUUUCGCUCUUAAACAGUGUUUACCUUUUGUGCUUGUGUUUUGUCAUUUAUUGCAGUAGAGGUCAUUUUUUUUCCUUGAUGAAGAAUGAUUUUUGUGGUGGCUUGGAAUAUGUGUAUAUUACCUGUUUGUUCAUUUGCAUUAUUUGUUGCUAAAUUUGUAACUUUAUUUGUGAUUUUUUUUCUCUUUUGGGUUUUGAAUCAUAGGAAACAUGGUGGGUCAUUUGCUAAGGAGAAUACACAAACAUGUUUGUGUUUUAAUGCACAUUUUUAAUUUUACAAAAUGAUCUAUGUUUGUGCUCUAAUUAACGUGUUAUGAAAGCAGCCUAGAUGUGUUAUUUCUUGUAAAAACAAUCCGUUUCUUAACAACACUUCUUUUUAAAUAUAAUAGCAUUUAACAUUUGUUUGUAUUCUCCCAAAUGUAAUUUUGUGUUUCAUUGUACUUAAUAUUCCUCUCAGUUAUGUGCCUUGCAGAAACGUUCCGGUCGCCUUGCACAACUCUCAUGGAAACUGUUACAAGAAUCUAUUAAUUACUGUACAUCCAAAUGAAAAUCCUUAAGACAAAGAUACAAGUGGUAUUGAUGACUUUAAAUGAUGUCCAUAUCAUGUCUGGCCUUCAUCUUCUUCUUCUUUUUUUUUAAAAUACAUUUUCUGUAUGUUUUUCAAAUGUUAUGAUUUUAUAAAGAAAUUCCUCAUCAUA
Messenger RNA from Ctenopharyngodon idella (grass carp), 6632 nucleotides. RefSeq names its product retinoic acid receptor, gamma b (gene rargb). The coding region runs from base 446 to 1924 and encodes 492 amino acids. Gene Ontology annotation, molecular function: nuclear glucocorticoid receptor binding; RNA polymerase II cis-regulatory region sequence-specific DNA binding; nuclear receptor activity. Gene Ontology annotation, biological process: regulation of transcription by RNA polymerase II; cellular response to corticotropin-releasing hormone stimulus; retinoic acid receptor signaling pathway. The transcript is spliced from 9 exons. The record is from RefSeq and is a predicted model, not a curated record. Gene Ontology annotation, cellular component: transcription regulator complex; nucleus. NCBI's taxonomy places the organism in Eukaryota, Metazoa, Chordata, Actinopteri, Cypriniformes, Xenocyprididae.